Molecule: messenger RNA, 462 nt
Organism: Emiliania huxleyi CCMP1516
Lineage: Eukaryota; Haptophyta; Isochrysidales; Noelaerhabdaceae
Exons: 3
Coding region: 1-462 (153 amino acids)
Biological process (GO): protein polyglutamylation
Molecular function (GO): microtubule binding
Source: RefSeq, a predicted model, not a curated record
AUGCGCAUCACAACCUGGGGCGGCGAGCCGCAGCGCACCUCGUCCUUCGACGGCGAGGAGUACCUUGAUCGGUGCGGCGUUGCGCCGUACAUGCGCGACGCGCUCGCGCUGCUGCUCGAGAACCGACCAGCAGAACCGAUUGGGUUUCUGGUGCAGUACUUCCAUGCGGCGCUCAGCGAGUCGACCGCGCUCACGCGGGCGCUCCGCCUCAUCCGCCUCGCGCCCCGCAGCCACACUGCGUUUAAAGACAACCUCGUCGCAGCAUUUGCAGCGCUCGGCGGCCAGCAGGCGGCCGUCAUAAACCACGACCCACUAAAAACGCUCAUCCAAGAGUACUAUCGCAGCAUCCUGCGCGCGACACUGCGGGGCGAGUGCGGCGGUGGCGCCGACGACGCGCUCGUCGACAAGGCGGUGCGGAAGUCCCAAUGCCCAGCUGACGCCUCGCCCGUGCGGACUUGCUGA